Messenger RNA from Phalaenopsis equestris, 989 nucleotides. Its product is annotated as B-box zinc finger protein 19-like. Gene Ontology annotation, molecular function: zinc ion binding. The coding region runs from base 113 to 730 and encodes 205 amino acids. The transcript has 5 exons. The record is from RefSeq and is a predicted model, not a curated record. Gene Ontology annotation, biological process: photomorphogenesis; regulation of DNA-templated transcription. Lineage: Eukaryota; Viridiplantae; Streptophyta; Magnoliopsida; Asparagales; Orchidaceae. Gene Ontology annotation, cellular component: nucleus.
GCUGAUUUUGUCGUGCAAUUGGCUGUGACGGCGUUGGCUGUUUGGAGGAGGAGGAGGAGGAGGAGGAAAGUGGAAAGAUAUGUGGUGAGUGGGAGAUGAGUGGGUCGGGAAGAUGCGGAUAAUCUGCGAUGUCUGCGAGAGUGCUGCAGCUGUUCUCUUCUGUGCAGCUGAUGAGGCUGCCCUUUGCCGUCCCUGCGAUGAUAAGGUACACAAGUGUAAUAAACUUGCAAGCCGGCAUGUACGUGUAGGUCUAGCUGAUCCCAGUGAAGUUCCCCGCUGUGAUAUAUGCGAAGUGUCACCGGCUUUUUUCUAUUGUGAAAUAGAUGGAAGCUCCCUAUGCUUGCAAUGUGACACCAUUGUGCAUGUUGGGGGAAAAAGAACUCAUGCAAGAUACCUUCUGUUGAGGCAGAGGGUUGAGUUUGUUGCCAAUAAACAUGGGCAGGUUGAGGAUGGAAGUUUACAAAAGUUUUUUCAGCAUGCUAACCACGUAGAUUAUGAUCACUCAUCUCACCCAAUGGGGAGAGAGAAGCAACCAAACCAUGAAGUCUCUCCUCCUGCAAUACUUGCUAACAGUGACCAUCACGGUAAUACAGACUCUAAAAUGAUUGAUCUUAACAAAACACCAUCCCGAACUCGGGGCCAGGUUUCAAAUAUGCAGGGAGCCGGUGCUAGCCAUACCACAACAGUUGUGGCUCCGGUGGGGUCUUUAACGAGGGACACCGAGAAAUAAGUUUCGUUAAGUGUGUUGUGGAUUUAUCCCUUGUUUUUUGUAUCAUUCAUUUAAGAAGGGUGUCGACGAAGUUUCUCCAACUACAGCUUGUGAGACAAUUACCUUGAUUGCAUUAUAACCUUCCACUCUUUUUAGAAAGAGUGGUUCUUUUGCUUUGCUAUGUCAGUUCUCUAGAAUUUAUUUUAAGUAUCAUGUACAGAUCCUUUUUCUUAUGUUCAGACUAGCAAUGAUUCAAGGUAACAUUAGCCAUGAUUUGUUC